Messenger RNA from Vigna unguiculata (cowpea), 1637 nucleotides. RefSeq lists its product as uncharacterized. The record is from RefSeq and is a predicted model, not a curated record. Lineage: Eukaryota; Viridiplantae; Streptophyta; Magnoliopsida; Fabales; Fabaceae.
GAAAAAAUGGAUGUCUGAAAUGGUCACAGCUCUAUUUCUUCGGUAGUCGGUUGUUGAUGAUGUUGUUCCUACAUACAUAACUACAAUACUCAUUCUCUCUCUGCGCUUACAAGAGUGACGAAACUUGUCUUUCUAUCCUUGUAACGCCAACCCAACGCCAUCAUCAUCCAUUUCAUUUCCUCACACACCUCGAUAAAGCCAAUCACACCACCACCCUCUCGUUCUCUCUCUCUUUCCCAUCGCAAUCGCAAUCGCAAUCCCAAUCCCAAUUUUGGAUUGGGUGCGUCUUAUUGCAUCGUCCCUUUGACGCUAAGAUUGCUUGUGGUGUCAAAACCGGUUAGCCUCACCCAACCCAACCCAGACGCAGAUGCAGACUCUGGGUUUGGUGGCUCCUGUUCUUGGAUUUUACCACAGGUUCCUCCGAUUUUUUAUCCGCUUCAUUCUCCUCAUGUUCAUGGAUAUCCCAUCAACCUUCAACUUCCUCACCCAACUCACUGAACUCGGUUGCGGUUUUCUCCUCCUAGGUUACGUUUCGCGCAUCUUCAACAUCCUUGGUCUCCUCUUGAUCUUCCUCUCCUGUCUCCGGUUUCUCCGGUCUCCGAUCGGAAAACCGCCCAGAGAGGAAAAUCUCAAGGAGGAAAUAGAAAAUAACAACAAUAGCAGUAGUGGUGGUAGUGGUUCCAGGGAGGAGAAUUUGGAGGAUGAGAUGUUCGACGUAGUGUCCCUGAGGAAGAUGGUGAAGUCGGAGCGGCAACGGUUCAAUGCGGCGUGCGCGGAGAUUGAGAAGGAGAGGGGGGCAGCGGCCUCCGCGGCCGAGGAGGCGAUGGCGAUGAUCCUGCGGCUGCAGAGCGAGAAGAGUGCAGUGGAGAUUCAGGCGACGCAGUUUCGGAGGGUGGUGGAGCAGAAACAGGAGUACGAUCUCGAAGUGAUUGAGUCGCUACAGUGGACGGUGGAGCAGGUGGAGUCACAGAAGAAUCUUCUCGAACGGCAGUUAGGGGUUUUAAGGGAGAGGCUCAGAGACUUCCUCAAUGAUCACGACAUUCAGCAGCGGGUUCAGGAACAGGACCAGGAAGGGGAACAGGACCAAGAACGGGAACAAGAAAAGGAACGAGAUCAGGAACAAGAAAAGGAACGAGAUCAGGAACAAGAAAAGGAACGAGAAAAGGAACAAGAAAAGGAACAAGAAAAGGAACAAGAUCAGGAACAAGAAAAGGAACGAGAAAAGGAACAAGAUGAGGAACGAGAAAAGGAACGAGAAGAGGAACGAGAAAAGGAACGAGAAAAGGAACAAGAAAAGGAACUGGAACAUGAACCGGAGCAUGAACAAGGCACAGCCAGUGAUGUCGAUCUCGAUCUUGAUCUUGCCGUAGUUGACGAAGAUAUUGAACGUGAUGAGGAUGCCGAUAGUGGUAGCGGGUUCUUGAAUUUCUCUGUUGAAUAUAAUGAUGAUUUAGAUGCGGCCUCUUCGCAAAAUCCCUCUCCCACACAAACACCCCAGCACUUUGAUGGUGAAAUAGCUACACAGGAAUAUAGGUUCAAAGUUGGCUCAGUUUUGCUGUAUUAAUUGUGUGUGUGAGUGAAUUUCAUGAUGCACAUUUAACAUUGCACAAGUAUCUGUCUCGUGAUCAGGUUUCAAA